CGCGUCUACUUUUUACAACACCUUUGAGCUUAUUUUUAUUGCUUUCUUUCUUCCUCUUCGUUUUUGCCAAACGCUCUUUUUCCCUUUAUACCUCUGUUCAAUUUUUCCCGUUGGGCAUUUUCUUUUUGUCGUUUAGCACUUCACUAAGGAUUCUAAGGACGUUCAUAAGAAAAUACAAGAAGAUAAAUGACGUCGCACGGCAAAUUUCCUGAAGGAUGGUUUUUCAUCAAAAACCUCAGCAACGGCUGCGUGUUGAUGGCCGACAACGCCUCGACAAAAUCUGGCGAAACGAUCGUGAUUUCUUCACUCCGUAAUAACGAUCAUGAAGUGCAAUUAUGGCGACAUGGUGAAGACGGACGCUUGUACAACAAAAAGACGGGACUUGUAUUGGAUGUCAAAGGUGAUGCAAAAGCUGGAUCCGAGAUUGUGCAACAAGCUCCGGCCAAUGACCACAGCCCUUGCCAAACCUUUGGCAUUUCGGCUGAAGGCCACAUCUAUCUUACGGAGAAGCCAUCCCUUGUCCUUGGUAUCAAGGAAUCCUUCUUCUCACGCCGCGAGGGUCUCCAUGUCCACCUGCAACUCGUCGAUAAGCGCACCAUGGAUCGAAAGGAGCAGCGAUGGGACUUUGUGGUCCCUGUGAUGAAGCAAUCCUCUUCUUCAACUUUAGGUUUGCUUAAGCGCACCUUGAGCAGUGCAUCCGGUCUGGGUGGUUCGGAUAACAACAGCUCCAAACCAUCUAUCCAUCGCCAAUCUUCCAAUGAUGCGCUCUCUACUCAUUCUGGUUCCACAUCCUCACUUUUGGAUCAUGAUGAUUCCUACAUUGUCCCUGCCGGUAGUUUCCCGGACAAGGACUUUUUCCUCAAGGCACAAAGCACCGGUUAUUUCAUCGGUGUAGAAGCCGGUUCUUUGAACAACCCUGGUGCCCGAUUGACCAUUGACGCCCUUCGCAAGACGGCUUACAACUCCCAGUUGUGGUCGUAUGAUGCUGCUACUCAUCGCUUGGUGAACAAGCAGUCCGGGUUUGCUCUUACGGCGGAAGAGCUCAAAGAGGAUGCUUACGUAUGUCAAUCUUCCGCCAAUAGCGAUCCCAGCUACAAACUUCAAGCCUGGACAAUGACUGCCGAUGGUCAUGUCGCCUUAAAAUCCGAUGAAUCGUUUGUCCUCGCUUUCAAGGACAGCUGGUUCGGUACCACUCGCGAAGGGGCUCACGUGCAUCUUCAGCGCGCGGCUAAUGAUGCCCUGAAGUUUCAACAGUUCCGUGUGGUUUUCCCUCUCAUUAAAGAGUCUUCCUCCACCAGCACUCGAACCAUUAUCGAGCGUCAUGGUGUUUUCCCUGAUGGCUGGUUCUUUGUAAAGAACCAACAAAACGGGCUCGUAGUGACCGCUAAAGAUGACGAUCACAUCGUACUGGCUUCAAAGUUGGACACAUCACACUAUCACAGCCAGCUGUGGUCGCACAGAGACGGCUUUUUAAUUAACCAGCACACAAAGACGGUCCUGGAUGUCCGUGGUGGCUGUAUCAUUGGCGGCGCUCAAGUAUGCCACUAUCAUGAAAAGAAAAAAGAUAACGAGAACCAGCAGUGGGCUUUGACGCCUGAAGGCCAUAUCUAUGUGAAAUCUCAGCCUACCCUUGUAUUGGCUAUCCCAGAAGAUGAGAGCAACCAAUCCCGCAUUUACUUGGCUCACAAGAACAUGGAGCAUAAGCAACAGCAAUGGAACUUUGUUCUGCCUGUCUUUAAGAAGAAGAUCGUCAAUGUCGCUAAACCGGUCGUCACCAAGACAAUCACGUACCGUUAUGCUCGCUACCCUACAGGCUGGUUCAUGGUGCGAUCCUUUAUCAAUGGAUCCACGGCCGAAAAGCCUUUGGUUCUGACGGCGGUCGAAUCGCGUGUGCGACUGAUGUCUGUGAACUUUGAGCAAUGGCAAUCUCAGCUGUGGACUUAUCGAAAUGGUGCCUUGAUCAAUUUCCAAACCCAAUUGGCCGUUUCCGUAAGCACAAUUGCCGCACAAGCUGGCUUAAUUCAAGCACCGUAUCAAGACAAAGCUGAAACUCAACAGUGGCAUCUCACUAUUGAUGGUUAUCUCAUCCAUGCUGUUGAUUCUUCACUGGCUGUAUGCAGCAAGAACGAUGAACUGGUUCUGACCGAACAUGCUUCCGCCGAAGAGGAGCAUCGCUGGGGAUUGCUCAUGCCCGAAAUCACCUUCAAUGGUCACAUUCAAAUCCUGUCUCGCUGGACCGUCAUUUUGCUGGAAGAAUGGCGCCGUGUACGUGAACAAACGGUUCAAAAGGUGAUCCAUCGUGUUGCCGAAUGGCCUCAGACAACGUUUUUCAUUGCUGCCCAUGAUUCCAUGAUGCUGGUUCCCGAUCGAUCGGAAGCCUUCUCUUAUUUGAUGCUCCGCAAACUUGAUUACAAGCGCUAUGAAGAUUAUCUGUGGCAAUUCAAGAAUGGGUUCCUGGUUCACUAUGCUACCGGUCUCGUUUUGCAUGCUGCAGACAAUUUGGUCAAUGGUAGCCAUUUACAAAUCCGCGGAGAAUUGAUCAACGAGAAUCAACACGCCGAUGAGCGUCAGAUGUGGACAAUCAAAACCGAUGGUUCUAUUGCCUCUGCCUCUAUGAGUUCGCUUGGAUUCGGCGUAAUCCAGCAUGGUAAUCGUUAUGCUGUUGAAUUGUGUGAUACUAACAAUGCUAGUGAACAUUACUCGUGGAGCUUGCUCUAUGGAAAAUACGAAAACAAGGAGCUCAUUGGAACCGAAACUAUCAUCCUGUCUGCUGCAUCAUUGCAAAGAGAAUCAAGCAGCCGCAAGCUUGUCACCAUCAGCUAUGGUUUAUUCCCUGAAAACUGGUUCUACAUCCGCAGCAAGGCUGACAAGUCUUUGGUGUUGACCACUGCCACUUCCAAGAAGGGUGCCAAAUUGAUUCUGUCCAAACUGGAUUUCAAGGUCUUCCGUCGCCAAUUGUGGCAUUACCGUGACGAUGGUUGCCUCGCUAAUCUGGAAUCCGAUUAUGUCAUUGAUGUCGCUGGUGGCGCUCUGCAACAUGGAAGCGAUAUUAUUCAGUGGAACGAAAAGAUGCUCAAACGAAGCCGCAAGAACCAAUUGUGGAGCUUAUCCGUCCAUGGUCACAUCCAUCCUCGUUCACGUCCUGGUCUGGCACUGGUGCCCCUCGAGGUCAAGGAAGCGGCCGAAGUCAAAUUGUUAGCUCGCGGUGCCUUGUCGCUUGAACACCAGCAAUGGACCUUUGCCUCGCCUGUGUUUGGUAAACGUCAAUACUCUGGCGUCAUUACUGCAUCUCAGAUCAUGGAUGACGGUAUUUUCGUCAACAGCGUGGGUGAUGCUGCCCUUGAAGUUUCCAGCCGCGAAUCGUAUGAGCGCUUGACCAAGCGUACCAUUAUUCGACGCUGGGGUAUUUUCCCUGACCAGGCUUUCUUUAUUCGUUGCGCUUACGGCAAGGAAAAUCUCGCUUUGACUGUGGAGCAGAAACCUUUGUCGGUGAAUGGCGCCACUGAAUAUGAAGUGGUUCUGCGUGCUCUCAAUUUCAAGGAGUACAAGUGGCAGUUCUGGACAUUCCAAGAAGGACACCUCAUUAACGUGCAAACCGGUUUGGCGCUCGAUGGCCAGAUUGUCAAGGGCCAACUCAUUGAAGACGGUCUCCGUUGCCAGCUGUACGUGAGAGAAAAAUCAGCCGCGGAAAGCCAGUAUUGGGCGUUGACCGCUGAAGGCGAAAUCCAUUUGACUUCCGAACAACAUCUCGUUAUUGGCGUGGCGAAUGCCGAACGUGCCUGUGUUGAAGGCGCUCAAGUGGGCUUGAAAGCCUUGAAGGCUCGCAAGGUAGAUUCCAAUGGCAAACAAACCUGGUUGCUGCGAUCCGAAGAAUGGCUUCGCUGGCGAUUCUCCAAGCCAGUUUACGGUACCAAGAAGGUGACUACGGUUGUGAGCGGCGCCGCCGCCGCCGUGGCUGGAGCCGCUAUUGCCGGUGAGAUUGCUGAAGUUAUCGAAGGUCUCCAGGAUGAAAAGGUGGUUGUCAAGGAAAACGAAGAUUCUGACCAUGAAGAAUCCGAUGAAGACUCCGACGAUUCUGAUAACGAACAAGACGAUGUGCCUCAAACUGUGCGUGCCGACGAGGAGAAGAAGACCAUGGCUGUUGUCACUGACAACAAGGUGACUCAUGAAGAACAAACCCAAGUAUCUCAGCCUAUCACUCCUGUAACACCUACAUCUCCCGUGGUUUCCAAAAUCAAGCAGCAAAAGAAGCUCAAGACGUUGCAGUACCACCGACAGGCUUCGUUCCAGUUACGAGAUGAUUACGUUCCUACCGGAUUUGAAAAGGUCGUCCGUUACAAGAACCAUCAAGGCACUUUCCCCAACGGUUAUUUCUUUAUCAAGAGUCACCUUCACGGUUUUGUUCUCGAUGUGCUCGAUGACGCUGUGGAAAAUGCUCAGAUCGUCCUCAAACGUCUUCGUACUACUGACUUUGCUUCCCAGCUCUGGUCCUUCCGUGACGGCUAUCUGACCAACCUCAAGGGUCAACGCUUGGUCUUGGAUGGUGCCAAGUCUGAUGUAGUCAAGGCCGGUGAGCGUGUCCAUUUGGCUGUUCAGAAAUCGUCCCACUGUGAUGAUCAGUUGUGGGAAUACACCAUAGCAGGUCUUAUCCACCUGCGUGCCAAACGGUCCCUGGUGCUUUCCAUCAAGGAACUCCGCCGUUCUGACACUUACUCCUACAUUGAUGUCUUUUUGCAAGAAGAACUGGUGCGUCCUGAUCAUACUCAUGCUCGUAGUGAACAACGUUGGGAGAUCCUUAUUCCUGCCAUGAUCCCCAUGAGCCAAUCCGAAACCAAGGUCAAGAUCAUUGAAGGAGGAAGAAUUAGUGCAAUCAGCAGCUCCGCAUCCGCCGUUCUCGCCUUCAAAUGGAUCAAAGAAACAUUUGAACACAAGAUCACCACCCAAGAUCAGUGGCCAAGCAGUGACAAUUGGUUCUUUAUCCGAUUCGGCACGGACGACGUCUUUUUGGCCGCUGGCGAGAACGAUCAUACCGUUGGUCUUCAUCAGUUGGAAGAAGGUGCCAAUUAUCGUCGCUACAUGUGGAUGUACGCCGAUGGCUUCCUCAUCAAUUACAAGCAUAUGCUGCGAAUUGCCGUUGACGAAGCUACUCAAACAUGGAUAUUGACGGAUGCUCAAGAGUCCGCCCAUCAACUUGUCAAGAUUUCCGCCAAGGGUGUCAUUUCUAUUCACAUCCAUCAGACGGUUCACUAUCUCCGCAUUGAGCAAAAGGAGACCAAGUACCAACUGAAACUGGCCUCCGAAGAAGACAAGGGUCAAACGGUACAACUCCACGUUCCUGUUUUCUCUGAUCAUGAAGUUGAGAAGAGUGCCAACGUUGCUUCUACUACGGCUAUUUCCUGGCUUCGUACGCAACGCAAGACUGUCACUACCAUUGUCAUGCGCCGCGGUGUGUUCCCUGAUGCUCCUUGGUUCUUUAUCAAGAUUGACAAAGAUCAUUGUCAAGACUUGCAAGAAGAAUACGUGCUUGCCAUUGACGCCAACUCUUCCAGUAUUGUCGUACAAAAGAUGUGCUACGCUGAAUUUAGACGCCAGCUUUGGACUUUCCGCGAUGGCCUUUUGAUCAAUUAUGGCAGCAAGAUGGUCAUUGAUGUGAACGGUUCCAUUGCUUCAAACAAUCAUAUUGUGUGUGCCACUGAAGCGGGUGUCAGCAGCCAAAAGUGGAGCUUGACAGCCGAAGGUCAUAUCCAGCUUGACAGCUACGAUAAGCUGGUCAUUGGUUACUCCGAAUCCUUGAAGGAAAAUUUGGCCUUGAAGUUGGUUGCCAUUGAUCAAGCCGAGUUCACCGGUAUGCGUUGGAGAUUCGCCGUUCCUGUGUUUGGCAAAAAGACAACCACUACCGAAACCGCCGUCACAUUUGACAGCAUUACGGAAGCUGUCGAGCAAGGCGCCUCCAUCCAGGAAGUGGAAGAAAUCCGCUACACUGUGCAAGAUGUUUUCCAGAAGCCUUCUGUUGCUGAGGAAUCAAACCACCGUAUCCAUGAUGUCUUGAAGACAGUCGGUAUUGCUGCCGGUGCUACCGCUGCUGCUGUGGUAGCUGUCGGUGCUGCUUCCAAGGCGGCCGAUGCCUACCACCAUACCGAUGCCCACAAGAUCCAUCAAGAUGAAUCUGUUCAUACCGGUGCUGAAGCGACUACGACUACUGAUGAUGUCCGUAAAGAAACCUUGACACUGACUCAUGCUUCGAAAGCGUCCGUUUCAGUCAUUAAGGAGUCCCAAGUCCUGGUGCGCGCCUGGCGUAUUGUUUUCAUGCAGCGUAUCCGAAAGUGCAAGACUCAAGAAGAAUUCGCCAUUGCAAUUGAACAGGGUCAGCAAGAACUUUAUCAGCGACUUGAUGAGCACGUCCGCUUGCACGCGUCUGUCCAUCAUCUUGUGUCUGGAGCGACUCCUGAAUGGCAGGUCUCCAUUGAGCAAGUCAAAGAACUUUUCCGUGCCCGUUUGUUUGACAAGCUUAGCAACAAGGUGAAAAGCUCAACGACGAGCCACAUUACUUUCGAAGAAUUGCAAAUCGAGGAAAGUCUGUCGACAACCUUUACCGAGAUCAAUCAACAUUAUGAGCAAGUGUUGACGCAAGAAACCCAGACCGUUGCUACUGAGAACGAGACCGAAACCACGACGGAAGACCAUGAAUUGGUGCUUGCUUCUGCAUCCAGCAUCCUCGUGACGGUGGAUAGCCUCAAGGUGACCGUCCGUUACUGGCUCGCUGACUUGUACAAGCGACUUUCCUCCAAGAAGAACGUUUCUGAUGAGGAACUCAAGCAAACCAUCGAGGAAGCUCGUCAAGAACUCACAGAGAAGUUGAAUCGUUACCAGGUUUCAGUGUGUGAACAUGCUGAGAAGACCAAGGUGAAUACGGUCACCGUGAAGCAAUCCGUGGAGGUCGCCAUUGCUCGCACCCAGGCCAUCGUCAAUGAGCAGUUGAAGAUUGUCGAAACUGAGAAGCAUCCCACGGAGGAGCAAUGGACCAAGGUCACUGAAGUCGUUGGUGUCCGUUUGUCUGAGCAGUUGAAGACUUGCCAGACUGCUAUUUCUCAGGAAUUGGCAACUACUGGUACCGUUCAAGAAUCCAAGGUGACCGUUGUGAUCGACCAAAAGAACACGGAAGCUGCCAAGGAAACUGUUUCCAGCAAGAUUGUGGAAAGCAAGACUCGCGUGACGGCGUGGUUCAGCCAGUUGGUGUCAAACAUUCACGAGUGUGUUCAGGUCUCCGGAGACAACUAUGCUCAAGAUAUUGUGACGCUUGUGGAAGGUGCCCAAGUCGAGAUUGUAGCCUUGAUUGACGAAGUCAAGUUCGUUUUACGAGCCUACCAUGGACAUCUGUCGCAUCUCACCUCGGCUGAACGUAACCGUCUCGAAUAUGAACUGGAAAACGUCAAGGCUUCGUUGAUUGCUACCAUCAUCCAAUACAAGACCUGCGCUCAGCAAUCGAAUGUUUCCAAGGAAGAUAUUCUGCGCUACACCCAGAUCUCGUUUGGUAGCGAAAAUGAGAAGUUGGUCUUGAGCGAAUUGGAAGAAAUGAAGAUCAAGAUUGUCGGUGUCACCGUUACUGAGAGCAAGAAGGUCGAAGCUGUGAUUGAAAACGAGUCCUCUACCAUUACCUCCAGCACUCAAGAAUCCGUGGUCCAAGCCAAGAAGGAAGAGGUCGUGGUUGAAACCGAAAAACCCAAGGUGGCCAUUGAAACCAAGGUCCAACAAGUCGUUGAUCAAGGCCAAAAGGGUGGACAGGUGGUUUCUGAAAUCAAGCAUGAAGCGGUUGUUGAGAAAGACCAAGUUCAGCAAGUCGUUUCUGAAACCAAGACAUCGCAAGUCAUUGCCCAUAAUCAAAAGGAAGCCAAGGAGACCGAGGUGGUAACUGAAGUUGUUACUGGUGCAGUCGAUGUUGUAUGUGAAGCUGGUCAAACGGUAUCUGUCGAAAAGAAACAAGAAGAUGUUGUUGACACAAAGAAGCAACAAGUCAUCGUUGAAGAAAAGAAGCACCAAAUCGUUGUUGGCGAUCAGAAAGAUCACGUUGUCACUGGUGGUGGAGCGAUCCAGGUUGUUACUGGUGACAAGUCUCAGCAAGUCAUCAUCGAAGAUAAGCAGCACAAAGUGACGGACAACGUGGUCAAGAAACCAACUCAAGUUGUAUCGGAGCAAAAGUCGGAAGGCAAAAAGAUUGCCGUGGCCGCCGGUGCGUCUGUUGCCCUUGGCGCUGCCGCUGCCGCUGUUGCGUCCGCUGCUAUUCGUCAUCACCAUCAAGAAAAGGACACUCAAGGAUUAACCGAAGUCUCUACCGGAACGUCCGCUGUGAUUGGUACUCAACCCUCGACAGCCAUCCAUGCUCACGAUCAUGAAGAAAAGUUGGUCGUCAUCCUUGAAGAAACCAAGGUCACUGUUCAACAGUGGUUCAGCCGCCUGACAGAAAAGAUUGUUGCCCGUACCAAUCAAGGCGGAGAGAACGUAUCUCAGGACAUUGAUCUUAUCGUUGUCGAAGCUUUGGAAGAAUUCUCUGUGACCAUUGAGAAAGCCAAGCAAUCGGCCAAGGUGUCCGCUGGUACUUCGCAAACCACCGUGCAUGAAAGCUUGACGUCCAUUCGAACCACCGUGUGGCAACAAGUGACCGAGUUCAAACAGACCGUUCCAUCAUCCUCGCAAGAAGCUGAACAAAAAUUGGCCAGCAUCAAACAGUCCUUGUUGACUCACUUUGAAACCGCCGUUGAAGAGUGCAAGGAUGUGAUUCCGGUGAUUCCACGCAGAAAGUCAUCCUUGACCAUUGGCAAGACCAUGUCUGAAAAGACGCACAAGGUUCAAUCCCAGAUCGCAGUUGUGGUUGAAGAGACCAAGGUGUAUGUUCAAGAAUGGUUCCGUCGUUUAACCGACCGUGUUUCUCAACGCGUCCAGCAAGGAGGUGACAAUGUCUCGGCUGACGUGGCCCUGAUUAUUUCCGAAGCCCGUCAGGAAAUCACGGUGAUUACCGAAAAUUCCAAGUCCAAGCUUCAGUCCAAGGUCGAUGUCACAUCCACCACCAAUGCUUCUGAGCUUUUGAUCAUCCAAGAGGCACAAAAGAAGAUGGAUGUGACCAUUACCCAGGUUCAAGAAAGUGUUCUUGUCAAGGUGACCGAGGUGGAACAAAUCGCAUUGGAGUCCGAUUCGGCUACGGUUUCCGAGAAACUGUCCGUCGUCUGUCAAGAAACGACCGAGAAGAUUCACACCUCAUUGACCAUGUCUGAAAAGCUCAUUGAACACCAUCUCGAUGUCGUCGCCGAGUCCUCUGUUACUGAGGAGGUGGAGCAUCAACAGGAAUCCGAAUCUGGUGCCGUGGUGGUUGUGCCUGCCAAGCAGCAGCAAGUCGAGAACGUCACCCAAGAGACAAUUGUGCAAGCCACGACUUCGGAGACUGCAUUGAAUGUUGUGGUGACCACUUCGCAUCGUGUCUCGAGCUCCGUUUCUGCGUUGAUCGAACAGAUCCAUGUUCGCAUGUCCCAUGGUACCGCCAACCUUGAGGAAGAUAUUGCCAAGUAUAUUGCUGCUACUGAGCAUGAACUGCAGGUCAUCUGUGAGGGUGCAGAACACAGCUUGGGCGACUUUUCCGAGAAGCAGCAGUUUAUCGCGGUGAUCCAAUCCAUCAAAGCUUCCACCAUUUCGCGUGUGUCCCAGGUCAAGCAUGUCGUUGUUGUCAACGUGGAUCACAAGCUUGUGAAUGAAAAGUUGUUGAAGAUCUCUGAAGAAGCAUCCCACGAAAUCUUUGCCCAUGUUGAAUCGAUCAAGCAAACCGUUCACGUCCAGAAGCACGGUACCACGAUCAAGAUCAUUCCCACUCAGCCGCAGGAGGUCGCUAAGGUUGAGAAGCCUCAAGAGAUCCACAAAGACGACCAUGAGUCCCAUUUGGCCAAGAAGGUGCUUAUUGGAUCCGCCGCCGUGGCUGCCGGUACUGCCAUAGCUGUGGAAGUGGCCAAGAAGUUGAAGCAACACAAGGAACAGGAGGAAAAGAAGCACUCUGUUAUUGUGGUGGGUCAACAAGGUACAACCGAGUCGUCCGCAACCAACGUCAUCGUGGUCACCGAAGUCGACAAGGUCAAGGUCCAGUUUACCGAAUGGUUCAGGCGGUUCACGUCUGCCGUUACUUCACAGGAAUCCAUCACAGAUGAGAAGCAAUUGACCAUUGUUAUUCAGCAAUACCGUGAAGAAUUCUUGAAGAUUACGCAAGCCUCGAAAGCCAACGUCCAGUUGAAGGAACAGCACAAGACUUUGGUUUGGGUUGAGGAAACAGUCCUUGCUCAGAUCACCCGUAUCCAAGAAAUGACGUUGCAGGCCAAGACUCAGGGUGUCAUUGAUGUUCACUCUCGCUUGGAAGUUUUGAAGAUUGUUACCGAACAAGAAGUCGGUGCCGCUCUGGAUCAAUGCAAGUCUGCCAGCCACAGUUGGGUUGCCGUCACCGUGGAGCAAUUGAAGCUCAAGGAGAAUGCUUUGCUCGACAUCAAAUCGGAGAUGGCGCUCGUUACCCAGGAUGCCAAAGCUACUUUGACCACUUGCAUUCAAGACCUUGUGGCUCGUGUUACGCUUCGUAUUCAGCAAGGUGGUUCCAACGUUUACGAAGAUGUCAAGGUGAUUAUCGAGCAAGGCCGUCAGCAACUGGUGACUCGCGCAGAGCAGGUUCAAGUGACUGCUUCGAAGCGUCUUUCGGCUUUCCAAACCAAGACCACCGUCGUCGUGGGUACUGCUGCUUUGGCUGGCAUUGCUACCGCUGAAUUGAGCCAUGUUCUCAAGGAAACCGAAACCACGCUCAAGUACAAGAUGGAACAUAUCGACGCUUGCGUGAAGCACGACCAGAGUUCCACUGUCUUGGAAAAGAUUUCCGCUAUUCAGCAUGAAACGACCGUUCACAUCCACGACAGUAUCGACAAAUGCAAGCACAACUUUGUUUCUUCCGUUUCCAAGCACCAUGAAGAAGGCCACGUUGUCACUGGUCACCAGCAAGUGCAGGUGAUUGAACAGCAGCCCGUUGCCCAGGUUUCCGUUACGGUUCACGAGGUCAAGGUGACCAUCCGAGAAUGGCUCCACUCUUUGGCUGAGAAGGUCUCGGUUAUCGUCAAGCAAGACAAACCAAACACCCAACAGGAAAUUGAUCUCUUGAUUACCAAGGAAACCGAACUCAUGACACAGCAUUUGGAAUUGUCCAAUACCAAGAUCACCGAAUCGCUCAAGUCCCAAACUGAAAUUGAAGCUUGGCACGCCACGUUCGAAUCGGUGAAGACGACGAUUGUUCAGAGUGCUACCGAAAUUAAGACGGUGAGUGCCCACGUCUGUGACAAGUCUCGCACGGAUACUGGCUUGGAACAAAUUACCUCGGUUAUUGCUGUGAACGAGCAACGCAUCAGCGAAGUGCUUGUCCAUUACGAACAGAGCGUUACUGUUGUUGAAACUGUUGAGUCUCACAAGGAAACGGAGCAGAAGCACGGAUCCCAGACCAUCGUUGCCGGAAAGACCGACACCAAGACCGAAACCAAGACUGACUCCAAGGUCGACGAUUCAUCGAAGAAGACAGAAGGAGCCGUCGUUGUUACUGUUGUGUUUGUAGAGCACGUCAAGUCAACCAUCCAUUCCUGGCUCUACAAGUUAAUGGAAGCUGUCUCUACUUGCAGCAAGAAGGGUGGAUCUACCGAAGACAUCAACGCUAUUGUUGUGCGUGCCAAAAAGACCCUCACUGUUGAAUUUGAUUGCGUGACCAAGUGUGUUAGCCAACAAGAACGCAACUCUCUUGAAUGGAUCCGUGGUGUCGCUCUUCAAGGUGCCCUUCAAAUUCAGCAAAUCGGUGUCCAGUCCGUUGCCGCCAAGAGCAAAACCGGUGGCUUUGAAGCCAUGAAGCCACUUGUGGAUAGCAUCCUUACCCAAAUCGACGUGGUCAUCCAUCAAUGUGAUUCCAAGUUGAAGAUUACAUUACAAAAGAUUGGUUCACAUGAUGUCAAGCAAUCCAAGGACGAGAAGAAAACCACCGUCAAGGGUGACAAGAAGCACGAUGGACGUGACGAAAAGAAAUCCAAAUGUGAUAAAUCCAAUAAAAAGGAUGAUGACUCGGAUUCUUCCGAUGAUGAGAAGAAACAUGACAAGAAGAAGCAUGACAUGAAGAAGCAUGACGAAAAGAAACAUGAUGAGAAAAAGUCCAAGAAGGAGCAUGAAAAGAAUGAAAAGAAGGAGUCUCAUCAUGCAUCCGGUGAAGCUGCUAUUGCCAUCAUUCACCAUGAUGAACAGAAGCAAGCUGGCAAGAUUACAACCGUUACCAGUGACUCCAUUGCUUCGCUUCACGUGGUGAUUCAACAGUGGUUCGAAGCCCUGAUGUCCAAUGUCUCUUCUAUUGUUCAGGCUGGUGGUAGUAAAGCCAACGAGGAAAUCCAAGUCACCGUUGAAGAAGCUACCGUGAAGAUCACCGAAAUUCUCAAAGUGGCCGAUGUCAAGGCAGAAGGUUGUUUCACCAACAAGUCCUCGCUUCAGCAAUACCGUGCUUCCUUGCAAUGGGCUCGCAACUUGGUUAUCCAAGGAUCACUUCAGGUCAAGGCGAUUGCUUUGAAUGCCACGGCCUCUUCAUCGCGUGUCAACAUCAUGCCUCAGUUGCGUCCUUUGGUUGGCUCUAUUCAGGUCCAGAUCGACACCGAACUUUCCAAGUACAAGCUGGAUCUGAUCCAUGUGGAUGAAUCGCAUGCCGUCCAACAAAAGAAGGCCGAAGAAAAGAUUGACGAUUGCCGUAAAUCGGCUGAAAAGAAGAAACAUCAAUGCACUGAUAUCAAAGCGCGUGUACCCGACUUGUUGGAAGAAGCUACCGUAGUAAUCAUUGGCUCGCUUACCGCUUUGGUUGAUAAAAUCUCUGUGCGUUGCAAGCAGAACGAAGACCACUUAGAACAAGACGUCAAUGUCAUUAUCGUUCAAGGUCGUCAAGAAUUGAACCAGGCCAUUCAAAAAGCGCAGGAAUCCGUGUUUGCCAAGCUCCAAACCGAGGAGCAUGAUGAAACCGUGUCUGUUAUUCGUACCCGAAUUGAGGAAAGCUUCAAAACCAUCCAAGUUUCGGUGAAUCAGCAAGUGGUGGAAAUUCAGAACACUGCAUGCACUCACAAGACUAACAGCGUUGUCGUUGAGAAGUUGACCGGUAUUCUGGAAAAGAGCAAGACUGAAAUUCAUCAUGCGGUGACCACCGUUCACAAGGAAUCCACCGAGAUUUUGGAAACUGCCCAUUCCCACGCCGAGGCAACGGUGACCAUUGUAGACACCGUGGACAUUGUCAAGCAAAAGAUCAUCUCUUGGUAUGCUCGCCUUGAACAUGAAAUAACGGUGAUCCUUGGCAGUGAUGAGAAGGAUAAGGAAUCCAAGGUGAAACUGUUGAUCAACGAAGCCCAGGUUGACAUUGGCCGUCUUAUUCACGAGUCGAAGCAAAGCGUCCACUCUGGUUCCGCCGUCAUUCGCAAGACUUCAGGCCAUGUAUCUCAAGAAGACUUGAUUGCUACUCUCGAUUGGCUCCAUACUCAGGUCAAUGCCGAGGUUGAAGAAAUCCGCGUGAUCGGUAUCCAGGCCACCAAGGAUCACAGUGUUGAUGUCAAGACUGCCAUUACCAGCAUCACUCACAAGUCGCAAAAGAAGAUCGAGACGGCUCUCAAUCAUUCCACUGCCUUGGUCGUCGGUAUGGCCGCGGCUGCUGCUAUCACAUUGCACCAUGACGAAAAAUCCAACAACUGGACGGUCGAUGUCAAGGAGAACGUAACCGUGAUUUCCGAUUGGUUCAAGAUCGUGACACAAAAGAUUUCCGGCUGUGUGAAGCAAGGCGGCAACGUGGCUCACAACGUAGACUUGACGGCGCAUCAAGCUGAAGAAGAAAUUGCCGAAAUUAUCAGCCAAGCUCGCAUUGACUUCCGCAAACGCUUAUCCGACCAGAAGCAACUCGACCAAGCCGCGCUCAAGUAUGCUUGUGAGCAUUAUGAGCACAGCCUUGAAGCCGUACGUGUGGCCAUCACGGCGGAAAUCGCCGAAGUCAAGAAGACCGCUCUCGAAGUGCAUGCUUCCGGUGAAAUUGUGGAGCUCGACGAGAAAUUGACCAAGAUUACCCAAGAAUCUACGGAACGCAUCAAGAUCGAGAUGGGAUCUACCGUCACCAUCAGUGAGAAGAAGACCGCCCACGGUGCGCCGCAAAAGGGAUCCCUGGUGGAAAUCGCUAUCGACGAGAAAGAAGAUGCCAUCGUGGUAGGAUCCGAAGAUAUUGCUGCAGGUCACGAAGAAACCACGGUUGAGAUUACUCACGGCAAGGAUGAAAAGAAGGCUCAAACCAUCGUCGUCGGUUCGGGUGCCAACACGGGUGCUACUCACACGAUUGUUGUCAAGAACCAACCGCACACCAUUUCGCAAGUUGAUAUUACCGAAACCGUGACCGAGGUCAAGACGCAAGUCACUCAGUGCUCUACCACUCUUAUUGAGAAGCUGUCUCAACAAAUCAAGCAGACGGAUGUCUCAUCGGUCAAGAACGUCAAAGUGGUAGUUCAGGAGACUCGCGUGGAGAUUGAAAAACUCAUCGCUGCACACAAGUCCAAAUUGGAAACCUGGGUCACCUAUGGUGUUGUCUCGGCAACCGCUGUAUCUACCUUCAAGGCUACCCUGGAGUGGAUUGCGUCGUUGAUGUUGGAAGAAACCAACAAGAUCGAAGCCAUGGCUAUCCAGUCGGUGGAAGGAAAGACGGAUCUCGUUCAACAGAUGCAAGAGGUUGUGGUAUCAACCGAACAGCAGGUUCACACUGAGCUUGAUCGUAUCCAUGUCACCGUCAAGGAGCAAUACCACAAGGAUACCACCGUCAUGCAUGAGAAGUUGGAAACUAUUCUCAAGAGCACGCAAGACACCAAAACUUAUAUUGUUCGCUGGGUUGCAAGCUUGAAUGAAAAGGUCAAGGCUCGAAUUGAACAAGGCGGUCCUUCCGUUCAUGAAGAUACUCUGGCGAUUAUCAAGGAGGAAGAAUCCAAGGUUAUGUCCGUGAUUGACAAGACCAAGACCCAAGUGUCGUCGUCGAUUUCCACUGUGCAAUACCAGGAAAUUUCCGCAUCCCUUGAACAGGUGCAAACGGUUGUUAUCUCUCAUGUUCAUUCCUUGGAGUCAACUUUAUCUCAAGGAUCUGUCACCGAGAAGAUUACCGCCAUUGACAAGUUGAAUGAAUCCACAUGCCAUACAGUGACCGAGAAACUGACGAUUGUCGAAGAAACCGUCUGCAAGCACAAGCACGAAACCUAUACCGUGAUUGCUGGUCAGCAAUCCACCACGGACAAGGUGUCGCAAGUUGUUGUUGUCGGCCAGAAACCCACCACGGACAAGGUAUCGCAAGUCAUCGUCGUCGGCCAGCAACCUACCACUGACAAGGUGUCCCAAACCGUCGUUGUCGGUCAUCAAGAGACAAAGACCGAGGCCCAUGAAAGUGACAAGCAUCAAGCAACCACCAUUGUGGUCGGUCAAAAGCCGGCUGCAAAGACCGAUGUUGUGGUUGGCCACGAAGCUGAACAUAUCAAGGUAGAAGGUUCCCACAAGCAACAAGAGUCUCACAAGCAAGAAGAAGAAAAGUCCCAUCACGGUGUUUCUAUGGGUGCUAUUGUUGCCGGUUCACUCGCUAUUGGUGGUGCCACUGCGGUUGCUGCUGGUGUCAUUGCUCAUCACAAGCAUCAGAAGCAAGAAGAACACAAGGAGCAAGCUCAUCAACAACAGCAAAGCACGAGCCAGCAAACGGGAUCCAUGUCUGCUAUCCAUGUGGUUGCUGGUGAACAAGCACACGACCAAACCAAGGUAACCACCGAAGGUGAAAAGCAUACCGUGGUAAUUCACGCUGGCGAGUCCGAACAAAAAAUGUGCAAGCCAUCGGAACAAUCUCACGAUGAGGUCAAGAAACAAGGCGAGCUUCAUACCGUGGUUAUCAAGACCGGUUCCCCUACCACGGUCACUCAACCUGUCAAUGUGCAAGUUGGAAGCGACAAGACUUCAGAACAGGUUGCAAUUCACCUUGAACAUCAAGACCAGCAAUCCAGCGAGAAGCAGGGUGAGAAACACACCAUCAUCAUCAAGCCGGGCUCAUCGGGUGCCAUCGUUCAAGAAGCCGAAACGAAGACGCAAAUUGUCUUGACCUACAACAGCGCCUCCGAGACUAUUGAAAGUACCAAGAUCGCCGUGACUCAGUGGUUCCACGAAUUGACGAUCAAGGUCUCCGCCUGUGCCAAAGCAGGAAACAAGGAAGAGGUCAAGGUGGUGACCGAAGAAGCUCGAAAGCAACUGGUGAACAUCAUUGUUCGCGCCAAAUCUUCCGGUGCCAAGCAUAGUGCUUCUUUCAACGAUUACGCUCAUUACAUUGGCAAGAUUGAAUGGAUCUAUUCCGUUGCAUCUACUCAGGUAACCGAAAUUGAAGAAGCCGGUGUCCUCGCUGCUACAAAGAAGGUCGAUAUCACGGAGCAAAUUCAAACGGUGGCCAUCGCUACUUGUCAUCAGAUCGAAGUCACCCUAGAGCAACUCAAGUCCACAUUGCGCGCUACGGUGACCGCCACCAAACAACAAGUGACGGAACUCGACUCUCAUAAGCAAGCCUCUGCGGUGGUGAUCAUUGAAGAAACCCGUGCAUCUGCCAUGACCUGGUUUGCCGAACUUUCCUCCCGAUUGUCCGAACGAAUCAAGCAAGGUGGUGCGAAUGUCCAGCAAGAUGUCGUCCAAAUCAUUGAAUCGGCCGAACAGCAGAUCGAAGGUAUCCUCAGUGCAAGCAAGGUGAACGACGAAGUGAUCCGACAUCAGGUGUCUGGUGCUCUCAGCAUCGUUCGCGAUACGUUGAGAGCUCAGAUUAUUACCGUGAAACGAUUGGUGACUCAUGCUAAGCAUUCCAUUGUGGAGAACGACGAACGCGACAAGAUCCUCUCGGCCUGCGAAGUUUCCAAGCAUAGCAUUCAAACCGCUUUUGCUUCAGCAGUCAGUGUGAUCAAUCACAAGACAACUGAUGUGCAACAAGGCCAAACCCAUACGGUUAUCAUCCAUGUGGAUCAAGAUAAGCAUCAAGCUUCCCAGGCCGUCAUUGCUGCUCAACUGGUCAAUCAAGAAUCCGUGACCAUUGUUACUUCUGCUAGCCAAAAUGUCCAAACUUGGUAUAUUCAUCUCAAGGACAAGUUGCUGCAACUCUCGGAACGCAACGAAUGGAAUGAAGAGCGCACCAGCGCUGUGAUCAGUCAAUCGGAGCUGGAACUUAAAACCAUGUUGAAUGAAUACGAGAACAAGUGCCGUUCCGAUACCCAUUUGAAGAUCUUUUACGAACAUUUGCGCACUACGGUCGAAAACCAGUUGCAGACGGUCAAGUAUGAAGUGUCCCAUAACAAGACCAUCAUCAAGACUUCUUUAGACACUAUUGAAACGAAAUUGAUUCAAGAGGUGACUACUCAUGUCGAUGCCAUCAAGCACAUUACUGUCUCCGCCGACAAGAAGAAGGAUGAUGAACAUCGCCAAGACAAGAUUUCCACCGUUGAAAAAGUCGCUAUUGGUUCUGCAGCUAUCGCCUCGGCCGCUGCUGUGGCUGUUGGUAUCCAUCACAGCCACGACAAGGAAAAACAUGAAGCCAAGUCCCAAAAGGUGCAGCUCGUUGCGAAGAAUCAGGUUCACACUGUCAAAGUCAAGAUUGACGAAUGGUAUACCCGACUCAUCGAGAAAGUCACGGUUCGCACUCAGCAAGGUGGCGAUAACACGGCUCACGAUAUCACGGUGAUUACUCAAGAAGCUCAAGUCGAGUUGGACUCCAUUAUCUCGGAAUGCAAGUCAAACAUCACUACUGUCUCUUCGCAGCAGCAAGUUACCGAAGAACGUACCUUUACUACAACGCUCGAAUGGAUCCGUACCACCGCUACCACUCAGGUGACGGAAAUUCAAACCAUCGUCAAGCAUAGCGACAGUGCUAUUGAUGUGAAGCAGCAAAUUGAAAACUUGACUUUGGCAUCCAAGAAGCAAGUGGACAAUGCCCUCGAACUUCAUAUUGAUGAAACCGUUGUCCAGGUGGUGGAAGAUUUGGAAGUCGUCGGUUCCAUUGACGUUGAAAAGCAGACAAAGGUACAGAAGACCAAGGUGACGAUCGUUGAAGAAACCAAGGAGGAAGCCAGGGAACGUGUACGCAAGGACCUGCAAGUCGUGACGGUGGAAAUUAAGAACCGUUUGGCUCUCCGUCUCGAUGUACUGGUCAAGGACAUUCGUGUGGUUAUCCAGCAAGGCGGUAACGAUGUUCAAGAAGAAGUGACGAAACUAGUGGCUGCCGCCGAGAGCGAAAUCGAUAUCUUGAUCAAGGAAUUCAAGGCUCAAUUUAUCAGUUCCGGCAAGACUUCGGAGACGACUCACACUAGGACCGAAAUUGCUUGUCUCGUCACCAAGGCCCACAAGCAGUCGUUGGAUUGUCUCGACAGUCUCAAGGCCACCGUGAUGAUGAAGCUUUCCCUUAUCCGCAAAUUGGUCCUCCGCAUCCGCGUCGAAGAACUCAUCACCAUUGACGAGCAGAUCUCUGCCAUUGUGGUGCGCACCAAGAAGCAUAUCUAUCACGUCCUUGAACACUCCACCGAAACGGCUAUUACAACUGCUUUUGAUAGUAACGUUGUCACCUGGGUUGAAACCACGGAACUCCCUGUCGCUUUCAGCAAGGCCCGUGUGUUUGCUUUUGACUUGCCUGGUACCAUUGUCGAUUAUCAGCUCUCCAUUUCCAAGGCCCUUCGUGAUCGCGAACUGUUCCAAGGCGUGGAUACCGAUGCAUUUGUUGCUCAAUGGUACGCUGGUUAUUUGAAGCAGAAGGAGACAUCCCUUGAAGCCUUUGACGAUGAAAUCCUCCAAAGUGUCCUUGUUCAACUCUUGCAAUCUCAUUCGAAACAGUAUUGUGACGCUGAUCUCCAAGUCCUUUGCGGUCUUUGGCACGAACUCAAUGCCUUUGACGAUGCUAUGGUGGGUGUUCGCCGGUUGAAACAGCACAACAUGAAGACGGUCGCUUUCUCGCAUGUCCUUUCCACAAGCACGAUGGUCGACCUUGCGCAGCACGCCUGCCUUUGCUGGCACGCUCAGUUCAGCUCCGAAAUGUUCCAUGAUCACAAGGUUGACUCGAUGAUUGCUGGAACAGCCAAACUUCUUCGUGUCAAGUCGGACGAAUUGGUGAUUGUCUCUGCCAACCCUACUGUGCUUAACGCGGCCAAGAACCAAGGUGCUCAAACCGUCCUCAUCACCCGUAACGAAGAAACGACACACCAUGAAUAUGGUAUCGUUCUCGAUGGCAUCGAUAUGUUGGCCGAAAGCUUCGAAGCACUCUUGGAACAUCAAACUGUUCAUCAAACCGAAAGUCAAACCAACCAACAUCGCUCGCUAUUCCAAAGAAUCAAAUCCACCGCUGCUGAGGAACGUAUAUAGUUUUUUAAAAGAGUUUGGACAAUACAUCAGUAAAUAGUUUAGCUAUUGAAUUUGUGAUGUGGAAUUUUUACAAGUGAAUAAAAAAUGCGAUGAAUGUAUUAUUAUAAA
Messenger RNA from Radiomyces spectabilis, 19554 nucleotides. RefSeq lists its product as uncharacterized. Lineage: Eukaryota; Fungi; Mucoromycota; Mucoromycetes; Mucorales; Radiomycetaceae. The record is from RefSeq and is a predicted model, not a curated record. The coding region runs from base 187 to 19446 and encodes 6419 amino acids. The transcript has 16 exons.